Molecule: messenger RNA, 2952 nt
Organism: Trichoderma reesei QM6a
Lineage: Eukaryota; Fungi; Ascomycota; Sordariomycetes; Hypocreales; Hypocreaceae
Product: N-terminal binuclear Zn cluster-containing/DNA binding domain-containing protein
Exons: 4
Coding region: 1-2952 (983 amino acids)
Biological process (GO): regulation of DNA-templated transcription; DNA-templated transcription
Molecular function (GO): DNA-binding transcription factor activity, RNA polymerase II-specific; DNA binding; zinc ion binding
Source: RefSeq, a predicted model, not a curated record
AUGACAACGCUGCUCAACAACCCGCCGGAUUCGGGUCCCCCGCCGCGCCAGAUUCGCUUCGUACAUAACCAGGGCCAGCCGCCGUCCAAGCGACGCAGGAUCAAUGCAGCAUGCUUGACCUGUCGAAGACGAAAGACGAGAUGCGCCGGCGAACGACCGCUUUGCACCACAUGCACUAAGAACGGGCACCAAUGCCUCGGUUAUCCCGAGGACAGGAGAGAUGGCGAGGCAGCGGCAAGGACGGGCGACGAGGAAACGACGCCAAGGGAGGAUGUCAACCAAGGCGAGGACGACGUCGCCUCUAGAAAACCCGCUGCUUCGGGGCUUGCGAACCGUCCGACGUCCUCUGGGGGCAGCAAUCUGCAAGCUACGCAUGCUGCUGCCUCUGCUGCCUCUGCUUCACGGCCGCCGCGGCGCAAUAUCAAGCAGACUAUCGAAAAUCACCAUCCUCAUCAUCAAGCUCAUCUCUCAGUCACGUCCGAUGACUUGCCCAGUUCGCCCACCCUCCGCCGAUCGGCCCCCAGCCGUCGCAUCCCCUAUUUCCGCUACUUUGGCUCCACGGCCAUCGUCCCCGGCUUCAAGCAAAUGGUGGUCUCUGUUCGCGACCGUCGCCGUUCGACGGCAGGCUCACAUUCCGGCGCCUCUCUUCAUUCGACGCCCAGCGGGGCGAUGGCCAGUGGCUCGGCCAUUGACAGCGACAUUGUCCGCGAAGACAUUCCCUCCUACGACCCCAACAACUCCGCCCCCGUUCAUCCCUUAAUCAUUCAGCUAGUCAAUACGUUUUUUGUUCACGUCGGGUGCAAUUACCCCUUUCUCAAACAAGACAAGUUUCUGCAACAUGUAAAGGAGAAACGGGUCGAGCCGAUACUUGUCGAUGCCGUCUGCGCCAUCGCGGCGCGCUUCUCGGACCAUCACAUCCUGACGGGCGGCAACGACAAGAUGCCCCGGACAGAGAGAGGCCAGGUCUUUGCGCAACGGGCCAGGCAGGCCACCGUCGACACUUUCCCUUGCCCUUCUGUGGGUGCGGUCCAGGCUUGCCUGCUGAUGGCAUACGAGGGCUUCGGGGCGGCCCAGGAUAGCGCGCUGUGGAUGUAUCUGGGCUUGGCCAUUCGCAUGGCGGUUGAUCUCGGUCUCCAAAAGUGCGUGGGCGUUCAAUAUCAAGGCGAAAAGGACCCUUGGUACACCCGGCAUCGAAGUCGGGCCAACGACGAUGAUCAGGACAGCCCAGAGGCGCACAAGGCGGAUGCCGUCGACGCCCCUAGCCCGGAGGAACAGAAGGAGGUAGAGCAGGAGCGCAUAUAUACCUUCUGGUCCGUCUUCAUCCUGGACCGGCUCAUCUCCUCUGGCACUGGACGGCCGGUCACGAUCCGCGACGGCGACUACGAGCUCGCCUUUCCCGAAUCCAGCGUCGACCUCGCUACCGGAUGGCCGAACCCAUUUCCUGUUCUCCUCCAGAUCAUCCACCUCUACGGUCAAGUGUGCGAUGUGCUGAACAAUCUCCACGACGCCCAAGACCUUACCCAGGACAAGUGGGAUCAGCUAUCCGAGAUGGAGCAUCGACUCACGAGAAUGUACAAGCACUGGGACCCGCGGCUUCAGUUCAACGUCAACAACUUUAAGACGUACCUCGGCAUGGGCCAGGGCACCAACUUUAUCCUCCUCCACUUUUGGUUCCACGCGCUCUUCAUCAUAUUGCAUCAACCGACUCUUCUUACCCCCUUUUGCGAACUGCGGAGCGAGCUCCAGCUGCUCUCGGACAGCCGUGAGCUGAGCAUGAGCAGCGCAAAGACCAUCUGCGACAUUUUGUCCUUUGCCGACUUGAUAGAUCCGACGAGUUUUAUUGGCAACCCAUUCACGAAUCAGCCCAUUUAUAUCGCGGCAUGCGCAUUUCUCAUGGAAUCGAGCGCCAACAAUGCAUCUGAGGGCUCGUCCAGGGAGGGCUCGCCUCCCACUCAAGCGAGUCGCUCCAGGCAACAGACGAAGCACUUUAACAAGCAGUCUCGGCAUUCGCUUCUCGCGUCGGCCGCCAACCAGAAUUACCAGCGAUGCUACAACUCCCUGCAGCAGAUCCAGGCGUACUGGGGCGGAGUAGGCUAUAUCCUCACCGCGCUGGACCAGAAGUCAAAGGGCAAGUGGGACUGCGAGACGUAUACCGUGGAGGAGUAUGAGAGCACCAAGCUGCCCCCUCCUCGGCCGUCGAUUGGUGAGCAGCUGUCGCGGUUCGAGAAGCAGUCGUCGCCCAAGAUUGCCGGCUCACCGAUUGCUUGGAGUCUGUCCGGCACGGCCAAUUCGCCCAACUCCAGCCUGACACUCAUGUAUCAGGCUCUCAACGCCAGCGCAGGCGGCCACACUGGAUUCCCUCCGCCUGUGCAGUCCGUGGCGAGGGCUGCCAAUGGUUCGCCGGGGAGCAUCGCGCUGGACCCCAUUCGACACACGAUGCCGGAAGUGGGAAUGUUUACGUCGGCGGUUCCGCAGCCAAACAUGUCUGCCAUUCGAAACUCUCCUCGGCGGCCAUAUGCUGCCAAUUCUAUGAAUGCCGCGGGGGCGAACUCGCGGAAUCAGAAUAUCAUGGGCUUCGAAGACAUUCCGGAAGAGUCGCCGGAUGCAAAGGGUCUGAUGUCCAAUUACUCAACCUCUGGCCAGCCCUACGAUGGAUAUAAUGCAUCCCCGACCAGCGGCAAUUCGGGCAUGGGCAAUUCUACAGCCGUGACGAGUGCCCCCAGUGGAAACACGACCAACAGCAUGUAUUUCGCGCAAAACAUGGCAUCAUAUCAAGCCUGGGGGCCGAUGACGGGCAACAUGGACGCCAUCACGUUCGACAGCCAGGACAUUGACAUUGAGGCGCUGGGGCUGCAGCAGCCGGACCUGAUGAGCGGGUGGCUCGAGUAUCUUCCCAGUGAUGUGCUGGGGCUGUUUGACGAGCAUGGCGAGUCGGGGCAGGGCGGCCAUUGA